Grosmannia clavigera kw1407 is the source of this 819-nucleotide messenger RNA. RefSeq names its product 37S ribosomal protein. The transcript has a single exon. Bases 1 to 819 code for a protein of 272 amino acids. Gene Ontology annotation, molecular function: mRNA 5'-UTR binding; small ribosomal subunit rRNA binding; structural constituent of ribosome. Gene Ontology annotation, biological process: maturation of SSU-rRNA from tricistronic rRNA transcript (SSU-rRNA, 5.8S rRNA, LSU-rRNA); ribosomal small subunit assembly; translation. NCBI's taxonomy places the organism in Eukaryota, Fungi, Ascomycota, Sordariomycetes, Ophiostomatales, Ophiostomataceae. The record is from RefSeq and is a predicted model, not a curated record. Gene Ontology annotation, cellular component: ribosome; mitochondrial small ribosomal subunit.
AUGGACAAGGUUGCCAGCGGCUCCGGGCUGCUGGCGAGAAGGCUGAUGCAGACUAUGUUCUCGAUGCCGCAGCGGCCAGCAGCCGUGACAGCAGGCCGUGUGGCGACAGCACUCCGGACAGAAGGGCCACGAGCGCUCUCGGGCACGGCGGUGCGGCGGGAGGACCGGACGAGCUCGUUCGAGAAAGCGCUCUCGGACAGACCGACGACGACGACGACGACGACGACGACGACGGCCACACCUGCGAGCAGCCGCAACCUGAUGGAAGGCCUGGCCGACCUGCUGCCGACGACGCGGACCAGCGGUGAGCAGGCACUCUCGGCGGGGUCGCCACAGGCAGCCAGCCAUGCGCUGGGCAGCGCGCUCGGCGGGCUGAGCGGGCUGAGCGGUUUGAGCGGCGGACUUGACGAUCUCGACCGGAUGAAGCGCGAGGUGGACGACAACAUGGAGGAGUACCACUUUAGCAUCUACAGCCACAAACACAACACGCACGUGACGGUGUCGAAGCCAAACCGCGAUGUGAUCGUGUCGAUGUCGUGCGGCAACCUGGGCUUCCUCAAGGCACAGCGCGGGUCGUACGACGCGGCCUACCAGCUGGGCGCCUACGUCUGCGACUGGCUCUACCAGCGUGGCUGGCACAAGACGAUCCAGCGGCUGGAGGUGACGCUGCGCGGGUUCGGACCUGGGCGCGAGGCCGUCAGCAAGAUCCUGCUCGGCAACGAGGGCCGGCUGCUGCGGAGGAAGAUCACGCGGGUGGCCGAUGCCACGCGGCUCAAGUUUGGAGGCACACGGUCCAAGAAGCCACGGCGCCUGGGCUGA